Messenger RNA from Mangifera indica (mango), 2325 nucleotides. RefSeq names its product sterol 3-beta-glucosyltransferase UGT80A2-like. Gene Ontology annotation, biological process: carbohydrate metabolic process. Lineage: Eukaryota; Viridiplantae; Streptophyta; Magnoliopsida; Sapindales; Anacardiaceae. Gene Ontology annotation, molecular function: hexosyltransferase activity; UDP-glycosyltransferase activity. The transcript has 14 exons. Bases 254 to 2149 code for a protein of 631 amino acids. The record is from RefSeq and is a predicted model, not a curated record.
UUUUAAAGGCAAAAUUGAACAGAAAAAAAUAAAACCGCAAGCAUCAUCUAGAUUCUAGACCCUUCACCAACUCCAUCGGGCGUGCCUUCUCUUUUGAAUAAUUAGAUUCUGAGAAAUAAAAUCUCUCAAAAAAUAUUCGUCAUUCUCUGACAAUCCCAACAUACAAUUUACCAAAAAUUGAAGGUACAAGGUCUGAAUCAGGCUCAGGGGUCAUCUGGAGUUAGGGAGCUGGGCGGCAUCAGGCAUCAGGCCAAUGGCGGAGACUCAAGAGAAUUUAAGGUUGUCUUCUUCUGCUUCUUCAAGUUCAAGUGAACUUUCUGUGAAGUUUGAGCGCGGAAUUGGCUUUGUAAGUAGCAGCGAAGUUAAAGAAGUGGAUGGCAGAGAGACGAGUGCGAGUGGCAGUUCCGUAAAUAAUGGACAUGCAGAGUCUUCGGGAAAUUCUGGGAAAAGUCUUCCUAAGGUAAAGAGUCCUCAGAUGGAGUUGUCAAGCGCUGAGAAACAGGAGCAAGUUUCAAGUCCGCUUAAGCUGGAAAGAGCAAAAACUGAGAGUCACAGAUCUCGUAGUAUUCUUGCUGAACAGGCAGCCCAAAUUUUUGACAACAAGAUUUCUGUCAAGCAGAAGAUUAAAUUGUUGAACAGAAUAGCUACUGUGAAAGAUGAUGGAACUGUAGAAUUCGAAGUUACUGGAGAUGUUGAACCUGAUGAUCUUGGUGCUGCGUCUGAAAAUUUAUGUUGUGAAGUUGUUAAUGAAGAGCCCCUUGAUUUACAAGACCAUCUAUAUGUACCACCAUUGCAAAUAGUAAUACUAAUAGUUGGCACUCGUGGUGAUGUACAACCAUUUAUUGCAAUUGGCAAACGUCUGCAGGACUAUGGUCAUCGUGUUAGAUUAGCUACUCAUUCAAAUUUCAAAGAUUUUGUCUUGACUGCUGGGUUGGAGUUCUAUCCUUUAGGUGGAGAUCCAAAAGUUCUUGCCGGUUAUAUGGUUAAAAACAAGGGCUUCUUGCCAUCAGGCCCUUCCGAGAUACCCGUUCAACGAAAUCAGAUGAAGGAAAUCAUUAACUCUUUACUUCCAGCUUGCAAAGAGCCUGAUUUAGAUUCUGGUAUUCCCUUUAAGGCGGAUGCAAUCAUUGCUAAUCCCCCAGCAUACGGGCACACCCAUGUUGCAGAGGCACUAAAAGUACCCAUUCAUAUAUUUUUCACAAUGCCAUGGACGCCAACCAGUGAGUUUCCGCAUCCUUUGUCCCGUGUCAAGCAGUCAGCUGGAUAUCGACUAUCAUAUCAAAUUGUUGACUCAAUGAUUUGGCUUGGAAUUCGGGACAUGAUAAAUGAUGUUAGGAAAAAAAAGCUGAAGCUACGGCCUGUCACUUAUUUGAGCGGUUCCCAGGGUUCCGAUUCUAAUAUUCCGCAUGGAUAUAUAUGGAGUCCUCACCUUGUUCCUAAACCAAAAGACUGGGGGCCAAAAGUUGAUGUGGUUGGAUUUUGCUUCCUUGAUCUUGCAUCAAAUUAUGAACCUCCAGAAUCACUUGUAAAAUGGCUUGAUGCUGGUACAAAGCCUAUUUAUAUUGGAUUCGGUAGCCUUCCAGUUCAAGAGCCGGAGAAAAUGACCCAAAUAAUUGUGGAAGCACUGGAAAUAACUGAACAGAGGGGUAUCAUUAACAAAGGCUGGGGUGGCCUUGGCAACUUGGCAGAACCAAAGGACUUUGUCUACUUGUUGGACAAUUGCCCCCAUGACUGGCUAUUUUUACAAUGCAAGGCUGUGGUUCAUCAUGGUGGUGCUGGAACAACUGCUGCGGGUCUUAAAGCAGCGUGCCCGACAACCAUUGUACCUUUCUUUGGUGACCAACCUUUCUGGGGAGAGCGAGUACAUGCCAGGGGAGUAGGUCCCCCACCCAUCCCAGUUGAAGAGUUCUCACUUGCUAAGUUGGUUCAUGCAAUAAAAUUCAUGCUAGAUCCAGAGGUGAAGGAGCGUGCAGUUGAACUGGGAAAGGCCAUGGAGAAAGAGGAUGGAGUAACUGGAGCGGUAAGAGCAUUUUUUAAGCAUUAUCCUCGUUCGAAGGGUCAGACUAAACCUGAGAUGAAGGUUGAGGCAGAGCCAUCGUCGGAACCAUCAAGUCUUUUCUCCAUUAGUAGAUGUUUUGGUUGUUAUUGAGUCUCAUAAAUGCAUACUCCAGCCUUACAUCAUUUACACACUGUACACCUGUCGUGUAUCACAAUAAGAUAAAUGCCCACAACAGUGAUUUUUACUCCCUACCUCUUCUUGUGAAUCCUUUGUCAUACGUUCAUAUCAUGUCCCUGCUCGCAGAAUUGAAAGUCAACAUUCAUUCA